Pipistrellus nathusii (Nathusius's pipistrelle) is the source of this 915-nucleotide messenger RNA. The record is from the annotation of a GenBank genome assembly. Lineage: Eukaryota; Metazoa; Chordata; Mammalia; Chiroptera; Vespertilionidae.
AUGACGCGGCACGGCAAGAACUGCACGGCGGGCGCCGUGUACACCUACCACGAGAAGAAGAAGGACACAGCGGCCUCAGGCUAUGGGACCCAGAACAUCCGACUGAGCCGGGAUGCCGUCAAGGACUUCGACUGCUGCUGCCUCUCCCUGCAGCCCUGCCAUGACCCCGUCGUCACUCCGGAUGGCUACCUGUACGAGCGCGAGGCGAUCCUGGAGUACAUUCUGCACCAGAAGAAGGAGAUCGCGCGGCAGCUGAAGGCCUACGAGAAGCAGCGGGGCGCCCGGCGGGAGGAGCAGAAGGAGCUGCAGCGGGCGGCCGCGCAGGACCAGGUGCGGGGCUUCCUGGAGAAGGAGGCGGCCAUCGUGAGCCGGCCCCUCAACCCCUUCACGCCCAAGACGGCCCCGGGAGCCGGCCCAGAUGAUGCCCCAGCGGGUCCCAGCGCCGCCGGCCCCGCAGGCAAGGACAAGGACAAGGACAAGAUGCUGCCCAGCUUCUGGAUCCCGUCGCUGACCCCCGAGGCCAAAGCCACCAAGCUGGAGAAGCCGUCCCGCACCGUGACCUGCCCCAUGUCCGGGAAGCCCCUGCGCAUGUCCGACCUGACGCCGGUGCGGUUCACGCCCCUGGACAGCUCCGUGGACCGCGUGGGGCUCAUCACGCGCAGCGAGCGCUACGUGUGCGCCGUGACCCGGGACAGCCUGAGCAACGCCACGCCGUGCGCCGUGCUGCGGCCCUCGGGGGCCGUGGUCACCCUGGAGUGCGUGGAGAAGCUGAUCCGGAAGGAUAUGGUGGACCCUGUGAACGGGGAGAAGCUCACAGACCGCGACAUCAUCGUGCUGCAGCGGGGCGGCACGGGCUUCGCGGGCUCCGGAGUGAAGCUGCAGGCGGAGAAGUCGCGGCCUGUGAUGCAGGCCUGA